Molecule: messenger RNA, 674 nt
Organism: Cottoperca gobio
Lineage: Eukaryota; Metazoa; Chordata; Actinopteri; Perciformes; Bovichtidae
Product: adenine phosphoribosyltransferase
Exons: 5
Coding region: 60-638 (192 amino acids)
Molecular function (GO): adenine phosphoribosyltransferase activity
Source: RefSeq, a predicted model, not a curated record
UUCAUGCACCCCAGUUUCUCCCUCUAACAGCACAGCCGUGAAGUAUUUUCCUUUUUCAAAUGAACUUGUUGGCCGCUCCUGCAGACAGACAUAAGGGAUGGUACCUCUCUCUGAUGGCAGCCAACACAAAAGGAUCACAUUUUGCCUGGCUGGACCCCUCCAGACUCUACUGCAACUCCCAGACUCUUGCAGACUGUGUCAAAGACCUUCUCAGUCCAUUCCACAGCGACACCAUUGACCUGGUUGUCGGGAUAGAUACAAUGGGAUUCAUUUUUUUCAGGUCUGUUGCCAUCAGCCUAAGAAAAGGUUUUCUGGCUGUUCGCAAAGCUCAACACCAAAACUACACCGACUACACAGGCAGAGAAAAGACUAUGGAAGUAAGACUGGAUGUGCUAAAACCAGGUAUGAGGGUGCUGUUAGUGGACCAAUGGAUAGAGACUGGAGGCACUAUGAAAGCUGCCAUCCAUCUGGUGGAGCGGCUGGGAGCUACUGUUGCAGGUGUGGCCGCUGUAGCCACCGAGAACACUGAAGGAGGAUUGUGGAUUAAAGAAAAUGACAAGUUCUCUCACUGCAUCCCAGAAGAGCUCCAGAGCCAAAUUGACCAGAAGCAUCUUGAUUCCUUCAAAACCUUCAACUGAACAGGAAAGCAUGAUUUCUUACAAUUUCAGUAAAGA